Messenger RNA from Brassica rapa (field mustard), 16458 nucleotides. RefSeq names its product high affinity nitrate transporter 2.3. Gene Ontology annotation, biological process: transmembrane transport. NCBI's taxonomy places the organism in Eukaryota, Viridiplantae, Streptophyta, Magnoliopsida, Brassicales, Brassicaceae. Gene Ontology annotation, molecular function: nitrate transmembrane transporter activity. The record is from RefSeq and is a predicted model, not a curated record.
UUAGAACUUCAAAAAGAAAAUUUUCCAUCGGACAUGCUCUUAGCUUUUUCUGUUUCAGUAGUAUUCUUAGUGGGAUUAUUGGUUGUUAUAUUUUAAUGGAUUUGAAAAUCCGAACUAAAUCUAGUGUUAUUAGUUUUAUGAUUUUCAAAUCUGUAUUAAAAUAAUGUGUUAUUGGUUUAAUGAUUCAUAAAUUAUAUAUCAAAUCAAGUGUUAUUCAAUUGUACGGAUUUAUUAAUAAAUUUGAUUUAAUAAUGGAUUUUUGAAUAGAUUUUUUUGGAUUUUUUUGUUAAAAAUACAAAGACUCAAAUCUGAAGGAAAACCUUCGGAUUUGUAAAUACUAAUCCGAAAAAAUUUAAAAAUCUGUAUAUUUUACUUAGAUUUAUAAAUACUACAUGAAUUUCUAAAUCAAUCAAAAUAUAUAAACCAAUAAUAACACACUCAUUUGAGCAAAAAAAAGUCAUCGAGUCGAAUAAGGCCACUUCUCUCUGUUCCAUGAUAGCAUCUUGUGCUUUAAGGGAGCUCAUCAAGCCCCAACUAAAUUUCUGUCUCUUCCUCACAGUUUGCUUAACUUGUAGGCAGCCAUAUACAAUUUGGGUGUCAUUACUUGCUUUUCUUUUUUCCACUGUAAAUCUUAUGCCGAAAGUUAAACUAAUUUCAAAAAUAUAUGCAACGAUAGAUGUUUGUUAUUCAAAUUAGAAGGAUUUUGGGUUCAGCUUUUGUUUUAUUCUGGUAAAGUUAGCUAUUAAUCAUAACGAAAAUAUAUGCAAUUUAAUUAGUUUUGUAAAAAAUAUUGCAAACAUCAUAAGAACUUUUGUCUACCGGACGAGAGUAAGAUAACUAGAUGACGUGUAAAAAGUUCAAUUGUUUGAGUGACGAGGAUUACAGUCAGAGAGAGAAGGCCGUACUACUUCCGCAUCAUACGGACAGAACCUAAUGCUGUGAUCUGUACGGUUUUUAAAAUAGUAUUCACAGAUAAGUCAAUUGAAUUAUCAUUAAUGUAUGUUAAUUGUUACGUAAGUCAAUAGUUAGCACCUAUCAGAACAAAAAAAAAUUAUAACAUUAUAUGAGCACGUUAAGCAUCAACCACUUUUCUGGUGAACAAGCUCCAGCUCCACGUUCAUCUUACCUGAAAAUUGCCGUCAUUCAAAAGUACAUAUCUCUUUAACCCACAACUUUUGACUCUAAUCUAUUUCACACCGUUUACUUUUGAAUGUAGCCACUUGAAGUCUAUAUUAGUGUUUGUUCACUCCAAAAGCCCGUAUCUACCCAAUCCAAACUAUGUUGAAAAGCCAAUCUAAAAUCAUAUCUGAAUCUUUCAAUUUGUCUGAUUCGCAUAUUAAACUUGAACCAUUAGAAAAAGGCAAAAAUUAUAAUAAAUAUUUUGUUAAAAUAAAAAAAAGAACUUAACAAUAAAAAGAUAUACAAUGUUAUUUAUUUUGAGCAACUUAAAGACAUAACCAACCCAAACUGGUUUAGGUAUCAAUUCAUUGUAUAUAUAUAUAUAUAUAUAUAUCUCUUAACUAAACCAGAACAGUAAAGGCUAUUUUCUUAUAGUAUAUGCUAACUUAAACAAUUUCUUAAAAUUGCCAACUUUGUUUAAUUCCAAUUUUCUACUCCCUACUUUCCUAAAAGAUCCAUGUUAUAGUUUUUUCACACUUAUUAAGAAAAUAUUUAAAAUUAUAUUUUUCAAUACAUUAUUUUUCUUAAUUAACUAUUCUCAAUAACUUUUAACCAAUGAGAUUUUAUUAAACACAAUUGUAUUUUUUGAAAAAUAUAAUUUUUCAUUAAUUAAUGUAAAAAAUGUAUCUUUUUAAAAACAAUUUUUUUCCUAAAAAAUAGAUCUUUAAAGAACAGAAAGAGUAUUUUUUAACAACCGAGUUCCCAAAAAAUGUAAGUAAUAACAUAGAUUAUUUAAUUUUUUGAUCCGUUAUAUCCAAAUGAAAUUAACCAACUUGAUAUGCAGAAGAAAUUAAUAUACCAUCUAAGCUGUUUGCAUUCUUAUUUUAACAUAUAUAUGAUGCUUUGAAAGUCUACCAAAUUGCAAUAAGAUAAGCCAUGGACAUUAACUUUUUUGAACAAAUAUAUAAGAAGUCAAUGAGCCAUUACUCAUGUUAGGAAAGAGUUUUUUUUGUCUGACUUCCCCACAAGAUUUGAAUUUCAUAACCUAUAAACAUUGGACUUUUAUAGUUGCCUUCCCUACAUGAGAAAACAAUAAAACUAAAACCAUUGGAAACAAAAACAUUAUUAAACCUUAAUUUGUUAAAUGGUCACUUGUAAAACCUCUUAAGUUUAUAAGAUUACAAGAACUUAAAAUCAUAAUUAUCCAAAACAAAAUGUGACGAGUAUAGAAGUUAUGCAUUGAGAUGAUACAAUAUUAGGGAAGGUUAAAGAAAAUCAACUUAUCAUUUCGUUUAGUGAGCCAUGAGAAUAUGCGAAUAUCUUGCGAAAUUUUCUAAAUAACCUAUGUAAGAUCUAUAAAGUUCAGAAACGUUAGAGCAUUUUUGUGGGAACUUGUUUUAAGAUAAUGAGUCGACCACAUGGAAUGCUCAAGAGACAUAUUUAUAAAUUGGUAAUGACAUUUUCACGCUUUUUGCCAUCGUUGAUGUGUACGGACCAUUAGGCUUUUUUUAUAGCUAUUGUCAUUUGCCAGCGGAACGCCAACUGUAAACUUAUGCAUCUCUACCGCGAUUUUAGAGAAAAUACCAUUAAAUAAUAAUAUAUAUUUUUAGCCUUGCCAAGCCCAAAAAAUUUUACUCACUUUUUUUUUUUUGUAGAUCGCAUAAUUUUCCUUUCCAUAUUUUGAAAUUCUACUUGCACGUCCGUUCGUAUAUUUUUAAAUUUGAUAACUGUAUUUAAUAUUAUUACAAACGUUUUAUUUAUAUAAUUUGCAUUUUAGUGUUAUGUAUUGUGUAACUCUAUAAUAUUGUUGUUUAUAUUUCUUAUUCGGAAUUAUUAUAUAUAAUGAUUUGCUUAAUAUAUUUUACUUUGAUUAUCAAUUUUUUUACUUACUAAUAUAUUUUUAUAUUAAGUACAAUAAAAUAACAAUAUGACAUAAUUAAAUAGAGAACCUCCUUCAAAAUAUGUUUUUUCUUUAAUUUAUACAUUUCUCAUAUAUUACAUCUUUAAAUUUAUUUAUAUUAUAGAAAAUAAAUAUGUUUAAAAUAAUUUAUACUUACAUGUGUUUAAUUUUUUUUAACAUCUAUCAUUUUAGUAUUUUACGAAUUUAUAAGUAAAAACACUGUAAAGUUCAAAAUAAAACAAAUUUUCUUUUUCUUAUACAUUUUUACUCAAAAUCAUUAAAUUUCGUCAAACAAAAAGUGUAAAGAUACUACAAAAUCUUCCAACUUUACGAGGUUGCUUGAAAUUUUCUCAUUAAAUUUGAUAAAACCUUACGGUUCCUGGAAUAUAUAUAUAAAUCUUUACCUUUCUUAUCAAGAAACAAAAUAACUAAAUCAAAAACCCAUAAACCGCAUUAGUCUGAAGAGAAUUAAUAUAUUUUCGGGUUAGUCAUUUCUCUAACAAGUUCUUGCAUCGCGUUGUCGGGCAAAACUCAAGAUAUAAAUAUGGUACACGUAUGAAACGUACGUAAGUAAAUGAUCAAGCACGUAUUAUUAGCAGCUACAUUAUGCAUGACGAAUAUGUUUACUUCUCAAAUUCUAAAACUGAUAAGCCUUUCCUCCGCCAUUAAUAAUCAAAGUUAGAAGUCAUAUAUAAUUAAAUGCUGCUAUCAUCCAACAAUUGUUUUUAAUCAUAAUUUGGUACUUUUUCUUCUGUUAUUCAAAUCUCAUCUUUGGACCCAUCUUACCCUACCCACCAGUUGAUAUUCCCUCUGGCUCUAUAUAUAGUUAGCAUUUGUCAAUCUCUCAAUUACACCAAACACACAAAAAGAGCAAUAAACCUUCUCUUCUCACCCACUCAGAGUCUUUCAUCUCACUCUCAAACCCUAAAAUGGCUUCUAAUGAAGAAGGCUCUAUUGGAACCUCCUUGCAUGGAGUCACAGCAAGAGAACAAGUCUUCUCCUUCUCCGUAGAUUCUUCAUCCCAAACCCUCCAAUCAGACGAUCCAACCGCUAAGUUUGCCCUUCCGGUUGAUUCCGAACACCGAGCCAAAGUGUUCAAGCCACUCUCAUUUGCUAAACCUCACAUGAGAGCCUUUCACUUAGGAUGGAUCUCAUUCUUCACUUGCUUCAUCUCAACCUUCGCAGCGGCACCAUUAGUCCCCAUCAUCCGUGAUAAUCUCGACCUGACCAAAACUGACGUCGGAAACGCAGGAGUUGCCUCCGUCUCCGGUGCCAUUUUCUCAAGGUUAGCCAUGGGAGCCGUUUGCGACCUCCUCGGUGCACGGUAUGGAACCGCCUUCUCCCUCAUGCUAACCGCUCCAACCGUCUUUUCAAUGUCGUUUGUGACCGGCCCUGUCGGAUACUUAGCCGUCCGGUUCAUGAUCGGCUUCUGCCUGGCCACGUUUGUAUCGUGCCAGUACUGGACCAGCGUCAUGUUCAACGGCAAGAUCAUAGGUCUAGUCAACGGAUGUGCUGGCGGGUGGGGCGAUAUGGGCGGCGGAGUUACUCAACUACUCAUGCCAAUGGUCUUCCAAGUCAUCAGGCUCGCUGGAACCACUCCAUUCAUGGCUUGGCGCAUAGCAUUCUUCAUCCCUGGCUUUCUUCAAGUCGUAGUGGGAGUUCUUGUCCUCACUCUUGGCCAAGAUCUCCCCGAUGGUAACCUUAGUACCCUUCAGAAGAGUGGUCAAGUUUCUAAAGACAAAUUCUCCAAGGUUUUCUGGUUUGCGGUGAAGAACUACAGAACAUGGAUUCUAUUCGUUCUUUAUGGAUUUUCCAUGGGAAUUGAAUUAACAAUCAACAACGUUAUCUCCGGAUACUUCUUCGACAGGUUUAACCUAAAGCUUCAAACAGCCGGUAUUGUAGCAGCCAGUUUCGGAAUGGCAAACUUCUUCGCCCGUCCCUUCGGUGGCUACGCAUCUGAUCUAGCAGCCCGGCUUUUCGGCAUGAGAGGUCGGUUAUGGAUCUUAUGGAUCUUUCAAACAGUAGGAGCACUCUUUUGCAUCUGGCUAGGUCGUGCUAGUUCACUUCCGAUAGCAAUACUAGCAAUGAUGCUCUUCUCAGUCGGUACACAAGCCGCUUGUGGAGCCCUCUUCGGUGUUGCACCAUUCGUCUCGCGCCGCUCACUAGGGUUGAUAUCGGGACUAACUGGCGCGGGAGGAAACUUUGGUUCCGGUUUGACUCAGCUGCUUUUCUUCUCAACUUCUAGGUUUAGUACGGCGGAUGGACUCUCGUUGAUGGGAGCUAUGGCGGUUUUGUGCACCGUCCCGGUUGCGUUUAUACAUUUUCCGCAAUGGGGAAGCAUGUUUUUGAGACCGUCGAGUGAUGGAGAAAGGUCGAAGGAGGAGUAUUAUUAUAGCUCUGAGUGGACAGAGGAAGAGAAACGACAAGGGUUGCAUGAAGGAAGUAUCAAGUUUGCUGAGAAUAGUCGGUCUGAGAGAAGCAGGAAAGUAGCUUUGGCUGAUUUUCCGACACCGGAGACAGGAACUCCAACUCAUGUCUGAAGACAAACCACAAGAGAUGUUUACUUAUUAUAGCUAUAACCAUUUAAUCGUUUCAUUAUAUUCCCGUUGUGAUGUAACUUAUGUGUAGUGAGUAAGAUCUUUGCUUUGAGUAGGUAAGGUUCGAUGAGCUCGGUACUUAGUAAUGUUGUUUCAAUGAAAGGGAAAAUAUUCUACAACUCUUUUUAUAUAACAAAGAAAAGCUUUUCGUUAGUCAGAUGUUUAAGAGUGCAUAUGAAGAAAACAUUAUGAACAUAGACUACGGUAGAAGCAAUUGAAAGACUUGAGUUAUCUUCAAACUAUAUUAACAGAUGAGACCAAAGAAUCUAAAGAGGUUGUAAGAAACUAAUAAACAUGAAAACCUGAUGUUGACUUAGGUUAUCUUUGAGUUAAAGAAACUAGCUGUCUCAGAUUUGCUUCAGGAGCUUUGCAGCACCAAGAAUCGUGGCUACGAACUGCUAUAGAAGCAACCGUUCAGCUAAAUUGCAAACACACCAAGAACCACUUAUUAGCUUUAGUCAGAUUGAGUAAAUAACAUAAAAUCGUCAAAAAAAUCCUGCAAUAACACCACCAAAACCGUUCUUUGUUUAAGAAUCAAUGUUUUCCAAUGUUGUACCAUGGUUUUAAUUAGAUAUGUGAAGAAGAGAUUAGGAUUAGUGACCCACAAAAAAAGAAGAAGGUUUCCUCACACAAUUGAGGCUUUACUUAUUGUGAAUGUAUCGGUUUAAGAUAAAGAACAUGGCAUCGAUUAAACCAUGUGUCUACCACUGCGUUCCUCUAAGAAGAUAAAAUUCACAUUUAUCUAAGAUGUUUCAAGGUAUAUGCAUUUAAAAACCAUUGAUGCCAUGUUCAUAUCAUGACUUCCCGUGGUAAUAGGUUGGCUCAACCUCGAUGAAACGUGGUUUUGUAAAAUAUGUAAAGCAUAGAUUAGGACCAAAGAAAAAAAAGGAUUGUGUCACACAUUCAAGACCUCAGUUGUAUGUAUGUAAGGCCGCAAGGGGGUUUAGAAAAAUUAACAAGGCAACGAUCGUUUUAGUUCUAAAUGUAAUUUAUGUGUUUGCGUCUGCGUUUAUAUGAAGAAAGUCACAUAUUGAUAUAUAAAUAUUGUAAUAUACUUUUGCAAAUGGUAAACCAUACAAACAUCAUUUCCAUUUGCGUCUAGCCUUAGUUUACAGUGAACAAGCUGUUUAAAGGGUUGGUUCAUUUGAAAAUAAAAUUAUACAUUGAAUGCUCAAGUAACUUUUUUACAGUUGUGCUUUACAUGUUUGAUGCAAUCAAGUUCUGUUCUUUCUAUGCAAUCCAUAAUGUUGAGAAUCUGACGCUGAUGUAAAUAAGAAACUCAUUCUCGAAGAUGAUCAUGAUGACUGAUCAUGAACAUGUUAGGUCUUAUCGAAAAAUUUCGUCAGCUUUUGUGUUCUAUUCAUCUUGUAGAUAGACUGUAGAAUGUAGUCAGAUUCACGAGUGUACAAGUGGGAAGAGUUAUCCUUGUAAAUAGAUAAAAGCUGAUUUUACUUGGAAGUUGAAGACCUCCAUACAAGUAAAUGAAUUGUUGUUCAUCUGAUAUGAUGUAUCAUCAAGAUCUUCAUCAUACCAUUAGCUUUGUAGUUUACAAUAAAAAUACAUAGAUGCAUAUGCAAUUUAACUAUGCGUAUUUUUAUUUUAUUUUUUGCUAUGUGCAACAAAAUAAAAAAUUGCCUUAAUAAGAAAUGUGGCAUUACAUGUUCCCUAACCUUGAUUUUUGAGAUAUUGAUGAGUUCAUAUUCGACACUUAUUUUUUCAAGUGUCCUUGGUUAUAAUGAAAUGCAACUCCAAUUUGUUUUUGCUAGUUGACGAUCUAUUUCCCCCUGAGAAGUAUCAUAUAUCACUAGAUACACACAGACUUUUGAUCCCGUUCUAUUUCCCCACAAAAUAAAAGUUCGAAUCCUAUAUCCCCCCAAUUUGAAAGAUCGAGUUCUGUUUCCCCAUACCGUCGAAGUUAAACAUUGCAAUACACAUAGGUUUGGAUUAACACCGGUUUACUGUUUAUCAUUUAACCGUAAACCUAUUGUUGCCCAACAAAAACCGCGAUUUAACCGAAAAGAUCCGUUUAAGAUCCGAUUAAAACCUGAUUAAAACCCGAUUAUAACCCAAUUGUUAUUGGUUUAACCCGAAAACAUAAACCCCCAAAUCCCCAGUGUUCUUCAUCGACAAAGAAACCUAGAAAGAUUUACAAGUAGAAAAAAUGGAGACGGUCAGUGAAAACACGAUUCCUUCCCUUAGGGAUGAAUCAGACGACGAAGAAGAGAUGGAGAGACACGCUUUCCGGGUUGAAGAAGAUGUAGCUGCAUUCAUCAACGAACCUCCCAUCCGACAUAACAUCUAUCCCGAUACCGAGAAUGAUAGUGAUACAGAUGAGGAGGAAGAUGGUGAAGAACAACAAAUGAAACGACAGAGGACAAGAGAGCGUUAUCGAAUUAGAAGAGGUGAUGGGAAUCUCUUCGAGGGCCAAGUAUUCUUCAAUGGAGUUGCGUUCAAAGAGGCGGUAUUGGACUACGCUCUAAAGACUGGUCACAAUAUCAAGCAGUAUAGGUAUGACAAAACCAAACUUGGUUUUAGUUGUGUUGGUCGGAAUGUGGAUUCACACUGUCAGUGGCGUGUUUAUUGCUCGAGUAAAGGAGAACCAGAGAGAUGGUAUGUUAAAGUGUACAAGAAUGAACACAGCUGUGUUCCAAAUGGAGAAUGUGAGAUGCUUAAGGUCCCUGUGAUAGCUAGGCUGUUUGUUGAUAAGAUAAGAGAAGAACCAAAAUAUUUCAUGCCAAUGAAGAUAGAAGAACUGAUCAAGGAGAGGUGGAAGAUCACGGUUUCUAGAGCACAAUGUCAAGCUGCUCGAAAUAAAGCAAUGGGGUGGAUUCAGAAGGAGUAUGAGACUCAGUUUGCUCGAAUCCGAGACUAUGCUGCCGAGAUUCUCGAGUCAAAUAUCAACUCUUCGGUGGAAGUCGAGACCAAGAGAAAUGAGGAAGGAAAAGAUGUGUUCGACCGUUUCUAUGUGUGUUUCGAUGUGCUUAGGAGGUCAUGGCAGGCUACAUGUAGACCUCUUAUUGGGAUGGAUGGCACAUUCUUGAGAGAGAAAACUAAAGGACAGUUGUUAGUGGCUCUUGGUCGAGAUGGGGAUAAUUCAAUCUACCCCAUUGCUUGGGCAGUUGUUCAAGUGGAAAACACUCCAAAUUGGGUGUGGUUUGUGAAGCAUAUCAAGACAGACUUGGGUUUAGGACAUGGUGAUGGAUAUAUUAUGGUCUCCGAUCGUCAGAAGGUAAGCUUUGAUUAUCAUGUAAUUUUUUUCUAAAAAUAUAAUUUUCUUAUGUUUGUGUGUGGUCGGUUUCAGGGACUGAUCAAGGCAGUUCAGUUGGAGCUUCCGAAGAUGGAGCAUAGAAUGUGUGUUCGACACAUUUAUGGAAACGUGAAAGCUAAACAUGGAAAGAAGAGUGACAUGAAGAAGUAUAUUUGGCAACUUGCUUGAAGCUACAAUGAGGCGGAGUACAAGGAGAAUCUAGAUAGGCUGUUCAACUACGACUCAGAGGUGUAUGCAGAUGUGAUGAAGACUAAUCCAAUGACUUGGGUUAGAGCUUUCUUCAAGUUGGGGAACUAUUGUGAGGACGUCGAGAACAACUCAACUGAAUCUUUCAACGCCUCCAUUGUUUCUGCCCGUGAAAAGCCAAUGGUACCAAUGUUGGAUACCAUUGCGCGUCUUGCAAUGGUGCGUAUCGCUUCUAGAUAUCUGAUUGCUCAAGAUCACAAGAGCAUAUGCACACCUUACGUGGUUGAUAUACUCGCUUUGGAGCACAAAAAAGCAUCACAGUGUACUGUUUAUAGAAGCACAAAUGGUAUGUGGUUGGUGAAUGUUGAUGCUUGUUCUUACCGUGUCAAUUUGGAGAAGCGAACAUGCACGUGUUCCAAAUGGGAUAUCACUGGGAUCCCUUGUGAACAUGGAUACGGUGUCAUCUUGGAUAGGAAACUAGAGGCUGAGGAUUUUGUGUGUCACUGGUUUCGGACCACAAUGUGGAGGAGGACAUACGAAGAAGGCAUAACACCAUUAAGAGGAGCACGAUUUUGGCCAACUUCUUCAGCCCCUGAAGUGCAUCCAGCUCCUGAGCCAGACCAGCCUGGUCGCAAAAAGAAGAAAGACAACAAAAGGAAAAAGGGCAAAAAUGAGUCUCCUGUGAAGAAGAAACCGAAGACGUUGAAGCGCAUUAUGCAUUGUGGACUUUGUGGUGCGCCUAACCACAAUAUUCGUUUUCAUAAGGAGGGACCCCAUAAGAAGGUAUGAUUCAUUUUUCAUAUCCUCUAUAUGGUUCUCCUUUCAUUACUUACAUAAGACUCUUUUUUUUUAAUCUUUAUAGGCUCCACAAGCUGAACCAUCUCAAACCUUUGCUAGUCAAGGUGAAUCCUCUCAAGCUUGAUGUUCUUUAGCGGUAACUACAGUAGGAAAGGAAGAGCAAGAAGUAUUUUUUGGGUUGUGUCUUCUCUCUUUUUUCGGCUAUUUUGUUGUUGUCAUCUUCAUGGUUGAUGAACAAGAAUCCUUCUACUUAUUUUGGUGUUUUCUUCCUUAUGUAUGGACAUGACUCGAUUUAUAACCAAGAAGUUACCAACAAUUUCAUUCAUUAAACAACAUAAAAAACGUCAAGUACAAGAACAUACUACUUCAUAGCAUUAAACAACAUUUAUCGAAAUGAAAUCCAUCACACAAGCUUAAUGAUGACAAACCCAACAACACAAGCUAUUACAAUACCAGCACACAUCUUCUUCAUGCUCCAUUUCGCUUCCUUUAACACUUCUUCCAUCUUGUCGAAAAGCUCUAUCUCUAGCUUCAUCUCCAUCUUCUCAAAUACCUUCUUCUCACUUUCUCCUCGUUCCAUCAUAACUUCUUUCACCAAUUCUUCAAGAUUACUCAUUUUGUUCUUCAGAACAUUAAUCUCUUCUAACAAUGCCUCAUCCACCCACUUGAAGAAAUGAUUAUCAUUCUCAAGCUAAAAUCGAUCAAUCAAGUUAAAAUCUGAGUUAUUGCACAAUCAAAUCAAUAAGAGUAAGCAUUACCUUUUUUGAAACAGCAUAAGAACACCUAUGGUAACGACGAUACGGAUUUUUGUCUGAUCUUGACAUCAAAGUCAAGAUUUCAUAUCCGCACCAACACUGUUUUGGGACACCCACGACCCUUUUCCUUGAACGCACCAUUGACGACCCACUUGAAGCUCCAGAAACAUCACUCAUCUUUCAAUUUCUCUUAUAUCUCCCACAAAUCAAUUUCCCCAAUUCGAUUUGUUAGGGUUCGUGACUGUAAUUGUUUUAGGAAUCGGGGAUUUUAAAGACUAGGGUCGGGUUUUCAAACGGGUGUGGUUAUGUUUAAAAUGGGUUUAUUUUGGUUAGCUACUGGUUCACCCAAGUAAACCAUUAAAUUCGACGGUAUGGGGAAACAGAACUCGAUCUUUCAAAUUGGGGGGAUAUAGGAUUCGAACUUUUAUUUUGUGGGAAAAUAUAACGGGAUCAAAAGUCUGUGUGUAUCUAGUGAUAUAUGAUACUUCUCAGAGGGAAAUAGAUCGUCAACCCUUUAAAAUCUCAUGCAUGCUUUGUAUGUUGAAGUUUUUGUUAUGCAAUUCUCGUACGUCUUAAUCUAUAGUGUUAUCUGACUAUUUAUUUUUAUAUAUAUUUUAAAACUAAGAAAGUUUAAAUUGAAAUAUAUGCAUGUAUUAGAUUUGUAUUGUUUAUAAUAUUUUGUAAAUGUAUUGAUGCCACAUAUACACUCGUUCAUAUAAAUACUUUAUGCAACCUAGGCUAAAACUUAAUGUAAAAGUUUAAUCAUUGACCCAUAUUUGUCAAGUCAACCAUAUCGUCUGGUCUGGGAGGAAGAUUAAACCAAACCAUCAAUUACGUUAUGUCUCCGUUUAAUGUAUUCAUAUUGGAUUUGAAGUGUUUUUCCAACGAAGAAGAAACUUCAUCGUCCUUUCAUCACCCACUCAUUGUAAAAGAAUUUUGGAAAUUAGUGUCUAGAAAGAAAUCAAAUCAAAUAUAAAUUCCACAAAGUACCAAAGAGAGAAAAAAAAUGUGAAGAUGAAGACAGAAAAAGGGCAAAGGGCUAUGGCAUUGACUCCUAGAAAGGCUUCAUGUUUUUCUCUUUUCCUCCCUUUUUCAAUUUGAUUUUUUAAUUAUUUUCUCAUUUUGUGGACCUCAUCAUUACCUCCUUGUGCAAGAAGGUGUUGUUGUGAAUAGACCCUAUGUCUUGUAUACUUUUAUGUAUAUCCACAUGGUCAAUUUGAUCAAAAAAAAAAAUCCACAUGGUCAAUUUUUUUGUGGAGCAAGGAUAAUAAUAUAAGCAAUGAAUCAAAUAGUUUGAAUAUGAUUUAUGUAUACCAGUGGCCGACGUGAUGGAAGGUCGAUCCUCAAUUUGUAAAAUUCAAUAGGUUUGUCUUCUAUUUACUAGAAAUCUUGAUAAUAAAAAGCUAUAGUAGUGUUAAAGAAAAAUCUAAAUUGUUUUAAAAUGGUUGGAAUUGGAAAGGAAAAAAAUCAUUUUUUUCAAGGAGAUAUGUUGUCUCUGAUCCAUUGUUUCCGUAUUAAACGAGGUUAGAGCAAAUAAAUUAAAUCUAUAAUAUUGUAAUGUGUUGUUUAUUGAGUGUGUGUUUAUUACAGAACUAAUUGCUACUCCCUCUGUUUUUAAAAGAUAUAUAUUCUAGAUUUUUCACAUAUAUUAAGAAAACUCAUUAAAUAUACAUUGUUUUUUGUGAAUAACAAUUUUUUAUAACUUUAAGCCAAUAGAAAUUCAAUAAACAUCAUUAAUUUUUUUGAAACUUACAAUUUUUCAUAAAAUCAUACAUUUAAAAAGUAAACAAUGUAUCUUUUUAAAACAAAUUUUUUUUCCAGAACAUAUAUCUUUUAGGAACGGAGGGAGUAUGAGGUAUCUACACUUCUACUUAGUCCAACAAAUGCAAAUUAUAUACAAAUCCAAAGAUAAUCGCACCCAAACAAAAACUACGCAUUCAACAUUGAUUAACUUAAGUUCGAUGAGCUAAGAAACCAUCAUUUUCAGAUACAUUGUUAUAAAAAAUCUCACAUUAUCAAAAGCGUUGGAGACUUACAAUGCCGUAUGGUAUCACUUAUUUCUUAAGAGAUCAAAAUAGUUGGUAUUCAAGAUUGAGUUAAAACUAUUCUCAUUGCAUACGCGUAUCAAAGGACAGCAACACUAAAAACGGAUAUUCAUUACAAGAAGUUGCUUUCGAUCCAAAACUGAUGGUUCUAUGCUUUAUGAGAUUUAAUCAAAACUUAGUGUUUUGGUUCAAAAAAAAUUGGUUCAAAAAAAAAAAGUGUCAAUGUUUCAUAAGUUUCCUUCCUAAUCGCUGUUAGCUGUUUAUGAGAUGAAACUCUUGAAAUUUACUGCUUGAUAUUUCUUGGUACCUCCAACAAGUGAUAAACUUAAUUACAUCAAUUUAAAAUGUGUUUUAUGAUUGGUUUUGGGUUUUCAAUUCUCUUGAUAUAAGGUCGUACAUCUAAUGCCACCUGCACUGCAAUUAUGUAUAUGAAGAAAGUGCACCAUGAACAAAAAGUUAUAUAUGCAUGUAGUAAAGAAUCCUCGAAUAUUCUGGUUACAGUUUCGUUUUACUUUUGUUUUAUCCGGAUAAUGAUGUGCAUUAUAAUUUAUAACAUCUUCCAAUGUAUUUUUCUCUCUUUAUUUACUUUUCUUUAUCUUUAUCUUUUAUUUUAUGGUCUUUUGGUCCACUUUCCUUGACAUGCCCCCACAUGGUAAGAGGCAAAGACAAUCAUCAAGCCUAAAAAAGAAUCAUUUUUAUCUCUUAUCAUCACUAAACUAUUGGAAAACAUUUAACAUCUUAGUCAUUUUUGGACAAAAUGCUGAACAAACUUCUUGCACUGCAACCAGCUCUAAUUGUUGAUAAAAGGUGUAAAUGAGGAAUAUCAUGUGCCUUCCGUAAUAUAUUUGUUCUCGAUCAUACCCUUCUUAUAUCAACCUGCAAUAACUUACUUGAUAAGUUCGCUUAGAUUAUAACAUUAUUUUCUUGUUCUACCAUUUUUACUAUCUAUAAAACUGAAUCUGUAGAGCAGAGUAUGAAAAUUUUUGAAGAUUAAAAUUAUAUAAAUGAAUCUGUAAAGUGUAUCUAAUAAUUUUUGAUAUUUUAUAAAUUUUUAAAAUAUUUGUUUGUCUAAGGAUGUUAAAAAGAAUUACAAUGUAGUUUCUUACUAUUUAUUUCUUUUGGGUUAAAUAAAACUUUCAAAUAAAAAUUUAACAUUUAAAAUGUAUAAAGUAUAUAUUUUUUUUGUCAUCAUGUAUAAAGUAUAUAAAAUAUUCCAAAUGAAGAUUUGUAGAUUUUACGAUUCAAAUUUUGGCUUAGAUUCAUAAAAUAUUAUUAACCACUUGAAAGAGAGCAUUGAACCACUACUAAUUGAAUUAUUUUCCUCAACGUCUCUUUUUUAACUCUCGUUUAAAUCUUAGUUUUUCUUUUUGUAAACUUCGUUUAAUUCUUAGUUUAUAAUAUAAUUUAAAAGUUCAAGCCUUCAAGUAACUUUGGACUACAAAUAAAGCUUUUUUUUUGGUAAAAUCUACAAUUAAAGCUUCUCGCCAAGCCUUUUGACAUACAAAGGUAACUUUGAAUAUAGAAAAACUUUUAAUUUUUAUAAAGUGAAAAAGGUUUCUUACAAAAAAUAUUCCCACCUGUAAUUGUUGAUAAGAAAAGAAUAAAGAGAAAUGAAAUGUAUAAGCGUGUUGAAAAGCUUGAUUAGUUACUUUUAUGUGAAUUAUUUUUAAAUCCUUUAGUUUCCUCGAACGCGAAUGGAACUUUCCUAGAAAAGAAAGUUGAAAACUAAAAUGUAUGAUAAUUAUGAAUGAUGAUUAGUGGAAUGCAUCAUGUUUGCAUGGUAUGAAGCACCCCGCAUCAUGAUCCCAAAAUUCUUAACACAUGUUUAUGGAUGUAUUAAUUAGUUAACGAUUUUAAUUAAUAUUGAAUGAGAUGUCGCAUCAAACGCACAUGCAUAAUAAAAACAUGAAUACGACGACUAUAUUGAUGUUAAUUUAUUAUUAAUGAUAUUUUUUCCACAGAAAUAAAUAAAUAACUUUUGGCUUUACGUUACCAUAAAAGAGUGAAAGGAAAACAAGUAGUAAUGUGAGCAUUGAUGUCAUGGGUUGGCAUUCACUAUAUGCUGACUUACCUAUUAGAUUCCUAACAAAUAACUAUACCUAUUUUUGACCAAAACUAUAGUUAUUUUGCUUUUCACUUGUAAUUAAGUUCACCGAAGUAAACCAAACCGUAACGUUUGAAAGACCAAGGACAUAUACCAAAUCUAACCUUGGCUAAUCGACAGGUAAACAACAAUAGGUUUCACUUCAUUAUAAUCUAUCAACCAUAAAUUUGAUGUCAAUAAGAACUUAACAAAAAUAGGUUUUGUUUCUUUGGCAAGAAAACACUCUUUAAAUUACAAAAGUAGUUUCAUAUCUCCAUUAUCAGGUAGUUGCUUGUUUUGUUUAGUUGUUUUUUUCUGAGUAGGCAAUGCUACGACUCAUUUACUCUCUCUUAUAAAAAAAUAGUAGAUAUUUAAAAUUGUACUAAUAUAAAAGGACAUGUUCUAGUUCAGUACUUCAGUUUGAUAUAUUAUAUGGGCUCGUAUGUGUCCAAAAAUGAAGGAAUAAUAAUAUAUUCCAACAGUUACAACUUACAAGACGAGAGAGGGCAUGAAGCAGAGGACAAGACUCGAGAGCACUUCCAUCCAACUCAACUGGCUCAAAGUUUCGUAGAGACACCUAAUACCGACAACAUUUCCUCAAAUCCUAAUUUUAUUCGAAAAUUGAUACAAAACUAUAUAAUAAAAAUGUAGAUUUUUUGGUCGAAUUUUUAAAACCACAAAAGAGCAAUUGAGACGACAGGGAUUGCCAAUCAAGCGAGUGGUGAGAAGAGCAAACUACGUAAGCUAAUUUAUUACAAAGGGAAAAGGAAGAGAAUGGUAGUUAUAUAAUUAUGCAUUUAUUAUGUACUUUUGACUCAGUAUUUAUGGACAUUCACCACUGCGCUUUUAAUUUGUAUAAUUUAUUAGUCAUUCAAUUUUUGUUGGUAAAAUUAAAACUCAGUAACUCAUUAUAGGCCAAAAAACUGUGCAGACAGACAUACAACAUGACAACUCUUCUAUGUUUGUACUUAGUAUUACUAGCUAAAAAAGUAGUUAGAAAGUAUAAAAAAUUGUUUUUUUGUCUACAAAAUAAAUUAUAUGUAUAUCUUAAGGUACUUUUAUAUAUUUAAAAAAACAUUAAUGGAGAUAUUUGAAUUGAUUAAAUAUCAAUGAUUGAUAGUUAUAUAAAUAUCUACAUUAAAAUAAAUAAUAAAUUUAGUUAUAAAUUUUUAAUAUGUGUAGAUAGUUUAGAAAAUCUUAUUUACGGAAACUGAAAGAACAUGUAGUUGUCUAAAUAAGUCGUAUUUGGAGAUAAUACACCGCACCAAAAAAAAUUGAUGACUAAUUGUGACGUUUAAUUUUAAUUUGCCGUGUCAUUAUCAACAGUACAACUUAAUUAGAUAAUAUGCUUUUAACUUUAACUUGACAAUCGCAGUUCAGUUCAGAGAUCGGGUGAAUUAGUUUUACAUUUUAGAAUAAAAAAUAAAUUAAAUACAUCUUCUGCACUUUCAAAUUAUCUGGUUGUAUCUUAAAUGACAACAAUCCCUUUUUUUUUUGGAUAAUAUACAGCAUAUAGAAUUGCUGGUAAAAAGGUGUUAGAAUUUAACUUAAAUUUAUAUAUAUUCACAAUUGAAACAAUACCUAUGAAAAUAUCUUAAAAAUUAUUAUUAUUAAACUUAGGAAAUAUUUGCAUGUUUUGACUUAAAAUUAGAAACGAACAUAAACAAAAAGGAGAAAUUCAAAACUGAAACAGUUAAAAAAAAAAAA